UGGUUUCAACCUCGAGUAUAGUGAGAAGGGUGAGAAGCAUAGCUAACUUCAGACAGAUCAUAGGGGUAGUAGUUUUUAUGACCACUCAAACGCCACUCGUAAAAAUGCGUCAUUUGCCAAAUAAUAAAUAAUCCCCCUUAUUAAUUUGUUUUGAUGCAUUGGAUAUGUUGCAUUUGAUCAAGGAAGGAUGGGGUGUGUUAACAGUCGGGCGGACAUUAACGAUCUUCAUCCAAAUAUAUUUCAAGUGAUGAACGUUGAUGAUGCGGGCAACUUGAUAACACCUGGUAAGCUAGAAAUAACAGACUUAGAUAUAGUUUUGUAUCAACGUGAUAAGCAACCAGUCAAGUGGCCUCUACGCUGUUUACGUCGCUAUGGCUAUGACGCCGAAAUAUUCAGCUUUGAAUCUGGAAGACGCUGUUCUACUGGGCCCGGCAUUUACGCAUUCAAGUGCCGUAGGGCUGAACAACUAUUCAACCUUGUACAAACCAACAUUCAGGUUUGCAAUAGUAGCGGAGAUGAUACGAUAUCGAGAGAACUGCCAGUUGCAUCACAUCCAGGAUCGACGGUAACAAUGCGAGUAAUGAUGCCUUCGGAGCCCAGUUAUUUAGACCCAACUCCUGCAAGGAGCAACAGUCGAAUAGGUCCGAGAUUUUCUCACAGCCAGCAAAAUGGAAUUGGAAGAUUAGGCAGCGUUGGAAGCAGUAGUGGCCCCAUGUCACCCCAGGGUACUAUGGGAUCGCCAUCACCGCCACCCAUGCUUCCACCACCACCUCCAGUUCCCCAUCCCCCUCCGUCCUCUCUCUAUGUCAAUGAAGAAGUGCUGACAUCAGCCACAAUCGAACGAGAACACAAUAAUAACAAAAGCCUUAGAAGAACUAUGCAGAGGUCUUGUACAGUGAGUAGUACCACAUCUAGUAGUGGUUUUAUGGCUUUGGAACCUACGCCUCUACCUCUACCUACCAGUCAAGAAUCCAGUUGCCGAAGUAGGCCACCACCUCUUCCAAUGGCAUCUUAUAUCAAUGUUGAUCUGAGCAGUGAUGCCAGCCCACUUUCUCCGUCGCACAGUAUUUCUGAUUCAACGCCUUUGCGAGAAGAAGCCAGUGAGCUUGAUGGUGCUCAGCAUGCCUACAUGAAUAUCAGUCCUGGGCAAGAACAUUAUGAUACUGCAACGACUACAAUGCGCACAUCGUUACCACAGGUACAACCUGACUGGGAGGAUGAGCCUAGGCACUGCUAUGCAAAUCUUGAAUCUAGUGAUAUAGAAGGAUUGAGAAAAAGAUUCUCAGGGAUAUCUACUGCAGAGAAAUCUCCUCUGCUUCCCACCACUCCUCCUGCUGGGCCAGUCAGAGAGGUGAAUUAUGCCGUUCUGGACCUUGACCAAAAACAUAACACAACAGCUGUGAGCCCUGAAGGUAAUGUGAACCCUGCAAAUACUCCAAUUCCACCCGACUCACCAAAUAAACCGUUGAAAGGGUAUGCGACAAUAGAUUUUAAUAAAACUACGGCUCUUUCUCAUUCUGUUAAUCCAAAUCUUGUCAAUGACAACGAGGGCUCUCGGAAAACUCGACACAAUUCAACGAUCAAUGACUUAUCAGCUCCAUCUAGACACAGCUCAUCUAUUAGCGAGUGACCCAUACUAUUAUGUACCUUUAUUAUGCUACAGGUAUUUCUGAAGAAAGUUUCUUUAAAAAACGACCCAUGGCUUCGUACAAUAUGCCUGCUUGUAUAGCUUGUCACUUUUGAACAAGAAUUUCUCAUAGAAGAAAUUUUGUAGGUAGCAUAAUUACGAAUCUAAAUAAAUUCUGAUCUUUUUAUCAAUAUGGGCUACGUUUGUAAAAAACUAUACAAUUUUCGAACUAUGACUAUGUUGUGAACAUGAUAUAAGACAACGACACGUAUUGAAACUAAUGACUUGAUUAAUCGUCCUCAUUUAUAUGGAUAUAUUCACACUUCUUAGCAAAGAUAUUAAAAAGACUAGGAGACUUGGAAUGUUACAGUAUGUAUCGAAAUACCAAGAAUUCAAUCUGAAGCUAUGGAUACAGAUUUAUAGGUUAGUCUACCCUGUAAUUUCAUUUGAAGUGUAACCUGAUUUGUUACGCCUUACCUCGAUCCUUUCACGACCUCUUAAAGAAAGAACCAAAUUUUCAGCAAAUAUUUUCAUACUAUAUAUUUACUAAUGAUACUGUGUGCAGCCGAAAAAUACUCCUCAAAAUUAAACAACGAAACAGAAAAUGUAAUACUUAUCAAUAGUGUGUCAUUCGUUUUUUUUUUUUUAAGUAUAAAAAUGUUUUUUGAUUCGGUUUUCAUAGUUCAUUUUUUAUUUCUAAAAGAGAGUUGGAGGCUGACUUUUCGAUCGAGGAAAAGAAAAUGCUCAAUGCCUGUACGACUUGCGUGACUCCAAGUUGUGUACAGUACUACAUUUACUGUUGACAUUGUAGUUGAUACCUUUGAUGUCAGCCGAUGAGGUUUUGCAUUCUAUUUUAUGUCUUUCAAUUCUACAUAUUACAGAUCUUAUAUCGUGUACAUGCACAUACUCGUAUUUGUACAGUUUAACGGCAGUUGACUCAGUGAUAUAAUACGUAAAUGUGAUAGGUGUAAGGCCUAUGAAUUGAUAGUAAAAUAAGUACCACAAGACUCGUUCGAAUAUGUAAUAUAUGUUUGAUUGAUAAGGAGCUUGAUUCUGCCCAAAUUGUAAGUAGCUUAUUUUUGGACCAUAUGGCUUUUAUGUCUGUUAUUUAAGUGUAGACAAAAUGUUAUUUACAACGUAAAUUUUUUUUGUUGGAAUCAACUAAACUUUGCAGAAAUCUGCCAUUUCUAAAAUUUUACUUUACUGCUCACGGAAUUAUCUCAACAAUUCAUGCCAGCAAUGUAUUGCUCAAAUUAAUAGAAGCAGACAUGAAAAAGGAAUCUGAAUAUUUCAGGAAUUUCAAAGUUCAAAUUUAUUCAUAUAUUAAUAUGUUACACAUAUGUGCGGUACUGGUAAUGUAACAAUUGCUGAAAUUUUAGAUGAAAUCACAAUCGAAUCAUUUCAUGCUCGUUACAGUGUACUAUUUUCACUGACCAAUGCCAUGCAUAUCGUUAUGGAUGGUCCUUGGUCUGUAAGGAAUACUUAGCGUAGCUUUCCCAAAAUGAAUAGAUUUUUAGAUAAUUGUAAAAAAUAUUAUGUUAAGAGCCAAUUUGUAAAUAAAUUCUAUAACUUGUUUCGUACGAGUCUUGUGUUAAGAAAAUAUUAUAUAACGGACAAUUAAUAGCAGUGGUAUAUUAGGUAUAGGUAUAUGCCAAAAGAAUAUUAAAUGUAUGUAUAAUACAGGCCAAAGAAAUUAGCAUAACCAGAUUUUUUAAUAAGCAAAUAAAUUUCUGGUACUUCCUUUGAGGACAUUA
Messenger RNA from Neodiprion fabricii, 3381 nucleotides. RefSeq names its product fibroblast growth factor receptor substrate 2. The record is from RefSeq and is a predicted model, not a curated record. Gene Ontology annotation, cellular component: cytoplasm. The transcript is spliced from 4 exons. The coding region runs from base 188 to 1630 and encodes 480 amino acids. NCBI's taxonomy places the organism in Eukaryota, Metazoa, Arthropoda, Insecta, Hymenoptera, Diprionidae. Gene Ontology annotation, biological process: cell surface receptor protein tyrosine kinase signaling pathway.